This is a messenger RNA of Lindgomyces ingoldianus, 4587 nucleotides long. RefSeq lists its product as uncharacterized. NCBI's taxonomy places the organism in Eukaryota, Fungi, Ascomycota, Dothideomycetes, Pleosporales, Lindgomycetaceae. Bases 44 to 4150 code for a protein of 1368 amino acids. The transcript has 5 exons. The record is from RefSeq and is a predicted model, not a curated record.
CCCCAGCACUCUACGUCAGCCAUAUCCUAACGAGUCUGCUGCGAUGUCGACUGCCUCGAGGCGCUCUCAGGGCACCGGCCGGAGAUUUAAUAGCAUCCAGCAGCAGGAACGUCUGCAGCGUCAGGGCUCUGCCUCCUCCCGUAAACGCCCCGUGUCCGCCCAAGAUGCAUAUCUCUAUGCCCUCCGUGUCGCCUACCUCUCCUAUCUCCUCCAACCUCGCCAGAAACGGGUCCAGCAUGUCCCCGCCCCACCUCGUCCGGUGCAGCGAGCGUCGACUUCUGUGGCCGACCUCGUCAAGGACAUCUCCCUCAUAAGAGAUUCGAAGAGCACACGCUUCCCGCAUGGCUUCAUGAACGAGCUGGAUAAGCGGAUGACCGGUGUGUUGAUGGGAAAGGAAAGGAUGCCCGAAUACAAAGACCCCGUCGUGAAACGGACAUUCGCUGUCUUUUUGAACGAGUUCAAAGCACCACAGUUUCGAAAGUCAAUGGAGAAAGACAGGAGAGUGGAGGAUCUGCUUUUGAUCUUCUUCUCAAAUGCAACCAAAGAGCUGCAGAAAGGAAAGCCAGCGGGAGACGAUAGCUGGAAGCUCAUGGUGGAUCGCCACGUCGCCCUCUUCAUUCGACUAGUCAGCUCUACCCUGAAGGAUCACGAUUGGGUACGGGACAGGCCAGAAUUGAGCGCACGGCUGCAGACUAUGGAGAAGAAGCUCCUAGUACAUGACCAAGAUUUGGCCGCGGAGGGCCAGCGCAACGGGGGCGCAGGCGGUACCACUAUUGAAGUCGAGGUGCCCCGUAGCUACGAGGUCAAGGACAUGCCGCUGGUUCUGGCUGUCCAACACAUAUUCGGAAUUUCGUAUGGAGACGUGCAAGCAGACAUCAAUAGAUACAAAUCUGUAUGGACGGAGAAGGCCGCACUGCAAGACCUCAAGACUUACCAAGCCCACCUCAGUCUGAUGAGCAAGAAGACCUUAAACAGCGACGACUUCGACCUCGAGGAUGCUUACGAAGCGUGGAAGAAGUCGGAAGUCCCAGACCUGUCACAGAUGAUGUUGGCUAUUGUGCAGUCGAACCCAGAGCUCGCGAAGAGCACACCCGGCGGAAGUCUGCCUCAGUUUAAGCCAAGCGCCCCCUUGGAGUCUGGAUAUCAUGACCCAUCGAGGAGAGCGUCAGAGCCGAACGAGAAUAGUUCAUCAUACGUAAUCGACCAACCCGUUGAUAUGAGUGGCCUGAACAUCCGCGAUGAGACAUCAAGCGACGACUCUUCAUACACCUUCAUCCCACCUGAUCCCCGAUCAUUUUACCGCGCCAUUGUCAAAGAAGCGCUGACGUACGAUCUCGCUGACGCAGAACUCCAACCUACUGAGGCAACUAGCGAUGCACCUUCUAUUAAACUGCUGUCGAAACAGUCUGCUGAGCUACUUAAUGAGAUUGCACUUCGAUGGCGGUUACCCCAGCCUUCAAGAUUGGUGCUGUUUCUGGAUGUCAUCAAGGAGAAGUAUCAAAACCAAGAAAUCUCCCUUGAUACGCUGGAUGCUGCCUUCAAUUACGUGAAGGAACCUCCAGCAGACAAAAAAUCCAACAGACUUAGCCAGGUGCUUGUUUCGGACUCUCUGUUCGACCGAUCGAAAUGGACAGUCGCUGAUUAUGCUCUUAAUCAGCAAAUUCUCUCUUCUCUCCAUGAUGCUUUACUUAGAGAGCUGUUUCAAUUGAUGCUUCUCGUUUACGACAGUAAAGCACCUCCUCUCGGACCAAUCAUGUAUGUUUUAAACAACCACAUCUACGACGAUGGACUAUUUGCUGCAAACCCCGAGGAUCUGGAUGCCUACUCGGUAGAGCUGCGCCAGGGUCUUCAAGCGCGAGCAGCUGAAGUGUACCGUGACCUACUUAACAAGCAUAUUCCUGACACUAAAGAAGAGUGGGAAUUCUUCCACGUUAUUGAGCUUGGCCGAGCCGUGGUGAAGCUUUGCGAAAGGAUCCAGAAGCGUUAUCGCAAAAACCCCGAAAUUAUGGGGGUCAGCCCAAUGAUGUGUCUCGUGGAGGAGAUGUUUCCAUCGUAUGCUGCAGAUGCUCGAGAUCUGGUAGCCCGCAUCAUGGAUGUGGCUCAGGGGAAAGGAGAGGACGUUCCAGUCCAGGAUGGGUUCGACCUGUAUAAAGAGCUCGUCGAGAUUCGCCGAAUACAUAGCGAUGCUCUCCCCAAUCGACGGUUUGCCUUCCGUAUCGAAGAACUUUUGCAAGACUUUGUGUGGAGGUGGAUUGCGAUGACAGACGAAAAUCUGAUCGGAUGGGUGGAAAAUGCCUUCAAGCAGGACCAAUUCCUUAUUGACUCUCAGAACCCCAUUCCAAUGGAUGAUGAGAGGCACAGCGUGUCGGUUGUCGAUAUCUUCCGGUCGUUUAAGCAGAGUAUCGAACAAAUUGUCUCCCUGAAUUGGGAUGAUGAUCUACAAUACGCCAAGUUCAUGACGGCUGUCUCUAAGUCUGUAGGUUUGGGGCUCGCAAGAUAUUGCGAGCUCGUAGAACAGAAAUUUACCAAAGAGAUGGACAGAUUGACUCCAGAGCAAGAGGCUGCGGCACGACAGACAAGGCAAGAGAAGUGGAUUUCCAUCGCGAAAGAUUUGUACACUGGAAAGGACAACGUCGAGCCGUUUCAGUUUUGGCCAGAGUCCCUUGUGAAGCUCAACAACAUUGAAUAUGCAAUGCUUCAGCUUGACAAGCUUGAACGUGAAGUCAAUGUUGACGCUUGUGCAGACGUCAUUCAAAAGUACGCUCCGCCUCCAACUCAACGUAUCCGCAAACCGGACAAUUAUGUCUUUACCAUCAAGAUCAUCGAGGCUGAAGACCUCAAAGCCUGCGAUAUCAACGGGCUUAGUGAUCCGUAUGUCGUUCUUGGCGAUGAGUACCAGAAGCGUCUUGCAAAGACUCGCGUGAUCUAUGGCAAUCUCAAUCCCCGCUGGGACGAGACGAUUGAUAUCACUACGAAUGGCCCGCUCAAUAUCAUUGCCACUAUUUGGGACUGGGAUACUUUGGGUGACCAUGACUGUGUUGGCCGCACAUCGCUGAAGCUCGAUCCGUCACACUUCAGGGACUUUAUGCCUCGGGAGUAUUGGCUCGAUCUUGAUACUCAGGGUCGACUGCUGUUGCGUGUAAGCAUGGAGGGUGAGCGAGAUGACAUCCAGUUCUACUUUGGAAAGGCGUUUAGGACUUUGAAGAGGACAGAGAGAGACAUGACGCGGCAGAUUACCGAUAAGCUCUCCUCAUUCAUCCAUCACUGCUUGUCCCGCAGAGCACUCAAGAGCAUCUUGUCUAGAGGCAUUACAGUCACAUCAGUAACAAGCUAUUUCCGAGCGGCGCGGCCGCAAUCUGUUGCGCAAGGUCCAACGCAGCAGGAUGUCACAAAAGCGUUGGAGCCGCUGUUCAACUACUUCAAUGAGAACUUUGCCAUCAUGAAGCAGACGUUGACAGAUUCUGCAAUGAUCAUGGUCAUGACACGGUUGUGGAAGGAAGUGUUGGCGACGAUUGAGUCACUUCUUGUUCCACCUCUUUCUGACAAGCUUUCCCAGCAGCGCCCAUUGACGCAACAGGAACUUGAUGUUGUGUUUAAAUGGCUGAAGCUACUGUUCGACUUCUUCCACGCCGCAGACGAAGAAGGCAAUUCCGACGGCGUACCCAUCGACAUCCUCAAAUCACCCAAAUACCACGAACUCCAAAACCUCAACUUCUUCUACUUCGAAUCCACCGAAGACCUUAUCCGGACCUCCGAGUCCAUGGCAGCCGCCAACGCAACCCGGCAACAAGAACAGCAAGCGCGCCUCAACCGCCUCUCGGCACCACCGGCUAUGGGCCACCAAUUUGGCGGCGCUGCAGGGCUUCUAGGCAUGCCGACAAGAAAGCACAAGACUAUCAUGCUGAGUAAGAAUCUAGGGACUAUGCGGAAGGCGAAGGAGGAGAAGAGGAAAGAGGCACAGGCUGAUCCAAACGAUGAUAUGAUUUUGAGGAUUUUGAGGAUGAGACCUGAGGCUGAGAGGUAUUUGAAGGAUCGGAGUAGACAGAAGGAGCGAUUGGCGGCUGCGCAGGCUGCCGAGAUGAUUGUUCGACAAAGCUUGAAUGCGGGUGGUGGCAGGAUGACGGGUACAGGGUUGCCGAGGAAGUUUUAAGCCGGAUAUGUUGCUGCUGGAAAUCCUGUUACAGUUUAUUUUGGCUUGUUUGGCGCCUUUUCCCCAUGAAAGGAUACCUUUGUCUACAUCUCAUGUUUCUUUCUGUUUCUUUAACGUAUUCAGCGGGUUAUGGAUGGGUAGGCACUAGUUUGGACUGGUUUCCUUUAUCGGUGUCGCACCUAAUACUAAUAUGGCGCCUGAAUAGGCGUUUUUUUAUCGGGUGUGGGUGGAGUUUGGUUGGGGAGUUUCUGGGGAUUGUUUUGGGGUGAGGUUUACGGGAUAUGAUUGGGAUAUUGAGAGGGAAUUGUGGUCUUUGGGGAUGGGAUGGGGUACGGUAGCGCAGGUGGGUUAGAAUAGAUGAUAUGAGAAUUUGUUACAGCUUUCGAGGGGUGUGUGCUCCUCUAUUGUUCCUCUUCUCGAAUGGCUGCCGGGGUAAG